Carassius auratus (goldfish) is the source of this 3027-nucleotide messenger RNA. RefSeq lists its product as uncharacterized. The transcript is spliced from 15 exons. The record is from RefSeq and is a predicted model, not a curated record. The coding region runs from base 310 to 1584 and encodes 424 amino acids. NCBI's taxonomy places the organism in Eukaryota, Metazoa, Chordata, Actinopteri, Cypriniformes, Cyprinidae.
UCGUAGCAGCCUGUGCAUCUACGCGCCUGGAAGACGAAGCUCCAGCUGGAACAUCCAGGCAUGUAAUCUGAAUCGGUCUAUAUUUGCAUUUUGCUUGUAAUUCAAAAUCUAGUGAUCGCUGAACUAGUUGGUUCUCAAAGGGUUGGUUACAGAAGCUGCUCCUGUGGUAGCCUUGCAUGGUCCACUGCAUCUUAAGGUCCUGCUGCUGUGACUAAAUUGUGGAGCUACAAACAGCGGUUGCCUCUGUGCGUUUUUUCAGCUGACAUCAUCAUAUUUCACCUAGUGACUGAAUUACCCCCAUAACAAAGAAUGGAGGGGGCCGUGGUGAACAACCUCAUAGACUUUGACUCACCCCCAGAAGGGACAGAUCCCUCUGUUCUUGGACCUCCCAGUGAGGCAGGCUUUUUCUCAUCCGAGCCUCUCUUACCUGAGCCUGCGAGCCACGCCACCAUGGAGCCCCUUCUACCAGAGCCAAUGGCCCCCACACACACUUCCCACAGAGAAGAUGAUAGUGAUGCCACCGAAUCUGCCGACAGCGACAACGAUGACACAGGAUCGCCAUCGCACCCGUCGAGCACACGGCGGUCCUCGUCCUGCUCCAGUCACAGCGCCGAGGACGCAGAAGAAACGGAGAUAAGAGCAUUCAUGAAAGCCUACGUGGCAAAGCUCUUCCAUGGAAGGGAGGACUUUGAUCAGGAGGAGAAAGCUCACUUUGGAGAGCUGUGCACUGGAGAGAACGGCAAAGGCAGGGAGUGGUUUGCCAAAUAUGUCAGUGCGCAGCGCUGUCACUCCAAAUGUGUAAGUGAACAAACAUUCUACAGGCUGGUUCAGUCCUUCGCUGUUGUUUUAUUUGAAUGUCACCAGGUGGAUGACUAUGCCCCAGCCAAACACCUCAUGACCAUGUGCUUCACAUAUUACUACAAGGGUAAGUCCCAGCUGUCUCCUGCAGAGCUGCUGGAGAGGCCCAGCGGGGGGAUCGACUCGUAUCUGCGCAGUGGAAAGGUCUGGCUCUCUGGGAAGAAGGAUAUCGCAGAGCGACUGCUCAAAAACACCUCAGCUAAAACCGAUGUUAAAGGAUUCUUUGGGGGUCUGGAGAGUAAACUGAGAGGACCUUUGGGCCGAAAGAAUGAAGACACAGACAAACCUGCUGAACAGAAAACCAAGACUCCAGUUUCUCCCCCACUCUCCCCGGAUAGAAAAGAAGAGGAGAAAAUUUACCUGUACACACACCUGAAACAGCAGCCCAUUUGGCACACUUUGAGGUUUUGGAACGCAGCGUUUUUCGAUGCUGUCCACUGUGAGAGAAAUAAAAGAUCCCCCACCACGAGGCGGACGGCUGAGGAAGAGAAAGAUGAAAGAGAAAAGUGGUGUCAUAUGACCAAGGAAGAGAAAGACGAUAGCUCCAGAUUUAAUGAGAACAUCACCUUUGGUCAGCUGGGAACAUUCACCCAUAACAUGGUGGCUUUUGGAUUGAGCAAGAAACUCUGCAAUGACUUCCUGAAGAAACAGGCAGUCAUUGGAAAUCUGAAUGAAGAGCAAUACAAGCUGCUGUGUGACCACAUUGAGCAGAUGGCUGCAGAGUGAAUAUCCAAAUUCAUCUAAACUCUGCCAUCCACAUCAGCACAUCCAUUCAAAACUCUAAUGAUCAGUAUUCCUCAAAUGCCAACAGGUUUGCAUUCUGUUAUCACCACAAAGUUCUACCACUAUCCUUCAGUGUCCAGCGGCAGUAUAAAAAUGGUUUAAUUCUGUUCAAACUGCAACAAUGGGAAAAAAAUAUACAAAUUUGCACAUACCCUGGAAAAGCCAUAUGACUUAGAGUCUUCAGGCAUCGCAAGACACAAUAUCUGUCAUACAAAUAAAAACUCUGUAAUAUAUGUUUGACAAGAAUGCGAUGCAAUCACCAUUUCUAAUAUUCCACAUAUCUUUCCUGCUACUUUUAUGUACAAAACUAUAGUACUAAAAGCAUCCUUUGAGCAAAUACAGUGACAAAUGAUGAACAGAAAAUAGAGUCAAACAAUAUCAGUAUUUCACUAUAUCAAUAUCAAUAAGAUCAAUGUUUCAAUGUUAUUAGUCAAUAUUUUCUAUAAGUCCAUUUGCUCUCCAGAAGUCUCUACUGGUCUGUUCCUGUUAUGUUUCCAUUUAUUGCACUCUUCUGGUUUUGUGUUCUUCCUGUAUGGGUAAAUUGAGUAUGAAUAUUGUUUGUGACAUCCUCGUAAUAUAUGGAGACUGGAACUAUGUCUGUUCCCUGGUUUAAAGUGCCUUUAGUCAUAUAUAUUAAGUGGUGAUCUUCCCAUUUUAGUGCGAACAAACCUGUGUCAGCAUGCUGUUCUCCUCCCAUGACUCUCUGGGGUAGCGCUCAUAAGUUUGUGCACCCUUCCAGUAGAUGUGUUAGUGUUGAAUGGAUUAUGCUUGCGGUUCGUAUUCGAGUCAGUUAAAGAAAAGUAUCAUGCUGCAGCUGUUUCGAUGUUGUACAGUGUUGUGUCUAUAGCGCAUGGUAUGCAUGCACAUUGUUUACCGUCUACUUACACUGUUGUGCAAUUACAUUACAAGCCAGUAGAGAGCAAUCAUAAACCUCCGCUUCGACUGAAGAUCAGUGGAGGUGAUUGUCAGCCACUGAGUGGGGAGUUUGUAUUGACUCGUGUCCUCCAUCUGAGGGAAAACUGAAUUUAAUAUAUUUGGAUUGUAAAUACAGAUUGUUUGUUCACACAACGAUGAGGAAUCGGAUGCUAAAUAUGGGCUAGUUUAAAGGGAUCAUCAGAUUGUUGGGCAUUUAUUUAUUCAGUGUCUGAAUGUGUUGUUGUACAUGAACGCAUGGUUGUAUCAGGAAUGUGCUGGAUCCAAUAUGGUCUUUGCAUUUCAGAUGAUGAUGUUAAUAUUGUGCUGUCUAUGUAAAUUUAUGUUCAUAGUAAGCUCAGUGGUCCGCAUUGUAUUUUCCCAAGUGCCCUGAAUUUCCUUUUGGAAACGUACCUUGAAACCAACAAGAGUGUGAAGUGUUUAUAAUAAAAUAAAAUCAAAAUCCAAACAUAA